AUGAAAAGAGCAUUUUUUUGCCUAUUGUUCGUAGUUAUAAAUUUAUUAACAGUUUACUGUGAUGGUGAUAGUGAGAAUAAUGGACAAAAUGUAGAGGAUGUAAAUAAAACUGAUUAUGAUUCAUAUGAAGAUGAUAUUGACGAAAAUAAUUUUGAAGUCCCCAUUGAUUGUGAAGGGGGAGAGUGUUUGAAUUCGAUGGAUAAUAUAAACAAAAUGAUUGAUGAGAAAAAAGAUAAAAUACGAAGACGAAAAAAACGAGGAAAACCAAUACAAAUAGUGAAACCAAAUGUAAAUCACACAGAAUUAAUUAUAAUAGAAGAAAAUUUAGCAAUUUUGAAAAAAAUAAGCAAACCAAUUGCAAUUGUAUCCGUUUUAGGAGAUAUGCACACAGGAAAAUCAUUUUUACUUAACUUAAUAAAUGAGCAACUAGUUGAUGAUAUUAAUAAAAGAGAUAAAACUAUUGAAAAUGGUUUUAAAGUUGGAAAUGAUAUAACUGCUAGUACAUAUGGUAUAUGGAUAUGGUCUGAACCAAUUGUAAUAACAGUACAAAAAUUAAAAGAGAUGUAUGAAUAUAUAGAUAAUAAUUUUACAUCUUUUGUUAAAAGCUAUGAAUAUGAAAAAGACGAAUAUAAUGAAGAAAUAAUAGAUUUAUUAAAUUUAUAUAAAUCUGAUAAUUGGAUUUCAAAAGUGCAUGAUUUAAAUUUAAAUGAUACCGACGAAGUUAAUCUUAUAUUAAUGGACACACAAGGUUUGAACAGUCCUAAUGUAAAUAAAAGGUAUGAUGAAAUAUUAUAUGCUUUAACAAAUUUGAUAUCUACUGAUAUAAUAUUUUUAACAAUGAAAAUGAUAAAUAAUAAAGAUUUAGAAUUUAUUGAAAAUAUAACAAAAGAUGCAAACUUAUUUAUGUUAAGAGCUUAUACAAGAUCUAAUGGUUCUACAUUUUCAAUUAAAAAAACAAAAUUUGAUAAAAUAUUAGAUAAUAUGAAUAAUAUAGAAAACAAUUCGUUAAUAUUAGAAAGUAUAGCUUCUAAAAAUUUGAUGUGGGUAGUGCAUGAUUUUAGUCAACGUUUAGAUGUAAGAAAAGGAAAGUUAUGGCUAGAUAUAUUAUUAAAUUCAGAUAGAAGAGAUUUAGAUAUUAAAUAUUGGAGAAAAAUUAUAUCUAAUAAAAGUAAAGAUAAAUAUGACGCUUAUACAACAAAACAAAAAAAAAUUGCAUACUUAACAUAUACAAAAGAUGGAAAUAAUGAACCAACUAAUGAAAUGUCCACUAAUUACAAAUUAGGAGUAUUAUAUAAAAAUAUUGAUUGUGUUUUGUUAAGACAUAUGUAUAAUAAUAAAGAUCUUGAUUUUACAAAUGUAAAUUUGAAUGAUUUAAAUGAUGAAUAUAAAAAUGACAUUAUGGUACUACGAUAUAAAAUAUAUUUAAGAGCAUUGAUGCAUCCUAAAAAAAUGUAUUCUAAUGUUCAGAUGAAUAAUAUUAUCAAUAAAAUUAUAAAAGAAAAAAAAGGUAAAAAUGACACAAAGGAAAAUAAUAGCUCUACUAUCAAUAAUAAUAUGGAUGAUGAAGUAAAUGAUAUGUCAGAAGCUCAUAGCAGAUAUAUGUCAGGAGAUGAUAUAUAUGAUUUUAUCACAUUUUUAGUUAAAUCUGCAAAUCAAAAUUUAUUUACUAAUGUGAACCAAUUUUUUAAACAGUUUAAAAUUAACAGAGCUGAGAUAAGUAGAAAUGAUUUAAUAUUUUUAUAUAAAAAAUAUUUAUUACAAUUUAUGGAAAACGAUGAUGUCGAAUUUAUUAGUUACAUGAAUGAUGAUAGUGAUGAGUUUAUAAAAAGUUUAGAAUCAAAGUUAAAUAGUAAUGAAAAGGAUGGAAACAAUAAAUCUCAAAAUGAUUCGUCAUAUAAUGAAGAUUUUAUGGAUGAAGAAGAAGAAAGAGAAGUGCAUCAAAAAAAAGAUGUUUAUAAACAAUUACCACCUUUAAUUAAUGAAAUAACUAAAUACGAAGAAUUAAUUAGAGAACAAAUAUUAAAUAUAUGGUAUAAGUAUACUGAAAGUGAUUUUCAUGAUGAAGAAGAAAAGGAAUUAAUAAAAGAUAUAGAAUCUAAUUUAUAUGAAAGAUUAGACUUAAUUAAAAAUGAAAUGAUCGCAUUGGGAGAAGCAAACAUUAAAAAGUUUUGUAAAAUUGCUUGUGAAGAUGCUUUACAAAUAGUUGUAGAAGAUAUAAAAAUGAAAAGUGAUCAAUAUCCAAUUAAGCAAAAAGAAUUAACUGUUUUUUUUGAAUCAGUUAGCUACAACUUACUUAAAUAUUUAGAAAAAAAACUUUCUAAAAAUUCUGAAAAAUUAGAUCUUAUAUAUUAUAAAGAUGAAAUAUGUACCCCAUUAAUUAAUAACACAUUUCAAGAAUUUUAUUAUUUAAAAAAGAAAAAUAUAACAUUAAAUGAAAAUAAAUUAAAAUCAUAUUUUGGAAAUGCCGUAUCAAAAGGAAAGGAAGUUUUUGAAACUUUAGCAGAAAGCACUGAUAAUAUCACAGAGUAUUUUAAAAAUAAAAAUGUAUUUUAUACAGUUUUAGAUAAAUGGAAUGCAGAAGCUAUAAAUGUUUAUAUGGCUACUUUAAGUGAUUUUUCAAAAGAAGAAAAAGAAAUUGGUGAUGAAUAUUUAGUUAUUUUAGAUAAUAACAUAAAAGAAUUAAAACAAAAAGCUUUAGAAAAAUGGAAUAACCAUUGUAAAGACAAAACAAAUGCUUUAUAUAAUAUGCAUAAAAAUAAUUUAAAAAAUAAUUUCCUUGAAAAUUUUAAUUUCCCAUUAGAUGAAUUAGUAUUACAAGAUAUAUUUUUAAGUUUAAAAAAUCAAGAAGAAUUGAAAUACAUGGAAAUAUAUUGUGCUAAUGAAGAAUCAUGGCUUUCUGAAUAUAAAAACUUUUUAGAAUUAACUGAUGAGGUAUAUAAAUUUAUUAAGGAUGAAAAUUUAAAAGCAAUACAAAUAACUUGUCAGCAGCCUUUAGACGAUUUAAAAAAUUCAAUAAAAGGAGAAAUACAUAAUUAUUAUUUAUGGAGAUCAUUAAAAAUUACAUUAUUUAAUAGAGCACUUGUUGUACUUUCUAAUAAUAUAGAAAAUAUUUAUUUAAAAAAUCAAAGAGAAAAUAAAAUACAACCUUCAAUUGAAGAAAAUUUUACUUUAAAAAAUCCACAAUAUAGAAAAAUCUCAAAAGAAUUAAUGAGUAAAGUUAUUAAUAGAUGGUUAAAUAAUGAUAUAUAUAAUAUAUAUUAUCCAAUUAUAAGAAAGCAAUUAAUACAUAAAAUAAUUUGCUAUCUUGGUAUAAUUAUAUUAUUAUUUAUAUCAUCAUUAAUUUUAUAUUUUAAAAAAUUCCAUGCAAGCUUCUUAUUCUUAAUAACAAUUUCCUUAUUUAUGAUAUUUGGAUAUGCACAAAUAUCUUUAUAUAUGAAGAAAUUUUUUAGGCACAUUGUAUUUUAUAUGUAUGAAGGUAUAGCUAACGUUUUUGGAACAGAGGGGGCUAUAAUUUUUACUAUUUUAUUAAUUUCCACUACUGCAAUUUAUUUAUACAAUUAUCAUAUUGUUAAAUUUAAAAAUAAAGUUGCAAAAAAUACAAAAAAACUUUUACAAUCACAAAAUAUUAUGAACUUGUCUGGUCUUGGAGGCUUUAAAGAUAUGAGCGCCUCUAAUCCUAAAAUGAGAAUAUUCAAACCAAAUGUUAUUAAAUUUGAUGACUUUGAAAAAGAUAGUAAAUAUCAUUCAUCGAAUAUCCCUCAUGAAUUUAAAUUAAAUAAUGAUGCAUCUCAAUUUAUGGAUCUUAAAGAAAGAGGAAAUCGAGGAAACAAAAUGGAUGAUUAUGCGUCUUACAAUAAUCCAAGCAAAUUUCAUAGAAGAUCAUUCUUGGGUUAA
Messenger RNA from Plasmodium yoelii, 3894 nucleotides. Its product is annotated as GTP-binding protein, putative. The transcript has a single exon. Bases 1 to 3894 code for a protein of 1297 amino acids. Lineage: Eukaryota; Apicomplexa; Aconoidasida; Haemosporida; Plasmodiidae. The record is from RefSeq and is a predicted model, not a curated record. Gene Ontology annotation, molecular function: GTPase activity; GTP binding.